ACUGUGACGCCAUUUCCGGUCCGAACUGGGGAGCAAAUCAAGGCGAUUGAUGCGCGGGAUCAUGUCUGAGGGGAAGUCGGUUUGCGAAAACAUUGGACAUUCCGGAAAAAAGUGACGGUCUUCAUGAAGUUUUAACUGUCACACACUCUCAGCUUCAAACACAGAUCCAAGAUGCCCAUUCCUCCCCCUCCCCCUCCACCUGCUGGACCCCCGCCUCCACCCACCCUCAGCCAGGCAAACACAACUCCUCCCAAGCUGAGCCGAAAUGAAGCCAAGGGCAGGGGCGCUCUGCUCUCGGACAUCUGCAAAGGGGCCAGGUUGAAGAAAACGACCGGAGUCAAUGACAGGAGCGCUCCUUUGAUUGAGAAGCCGAAAGGAAGCGGUGGAGGCGUGUCCAGCAGUGGCGGUGGUUCUCCUGCACCAGUGCAGCCAGUAGGAGGCUUGUUUCAGGGUGGCGUCCCAAAAUUGCGACCCGUAGGAGAUGGUUCUGCAGGCCGGUCUGCAUUGCACCCUCAUGGCACUCGUUCUGCUGCUCCUCGCCCUCCCGGCAGUCAAGAAGACCCCGACAGUCCCUCUCAGCAGGUCUCUCCUCCUGAGUCUAGCCGUCCGCAGAGACCGUCCCUUCCUGAUCUGUCCCGUUCCCCCGCUGGAGGCAACAGCCCCUCUACAGGUAUGAAGCACAGCUCUUCUGCUCCGCCUCCACCUCCCCCAAUGUCCCGGCGUGGGAACGCUCCUCCUGCUCCGCUGCAGAAGGCCAACGCACCUUUGUACAAUCGAGAAAAGCCUCUUCCCCCGACUCCAGAGCAGCGCGGACCCUCUCCAGCACCGGUGCGUGAAAAUGCCCCCCCUCCGCCCGUUAAACCUCCUCCAUCUCCUGCAAGCAGCCGCUCUUCUUCGUCCUCCUCUUCCUCUCUGGCCCCGCCUCCUCCGCCAUACCGCCAGCAGUCUGGGCUUUCCAAUGGACCCUCCAGUCCUGUGAACGAAGCAGCCCCUGAACUGCCCCAGAGACACAACUCGCUCAGCAAGAAGCCUUCAGCGGCUGGACACACACCGACCCGUGGACAUGCACCGCCUCCACCUCCAUCACCCACCCCGCAGGCCGGCAGACCCCCUCCUCCAGCACGAGAGCCCCCGGGACGAGGAGCAGCUCCUCCCGUUCCUGGGCAGCCAUCGAGGAAUGGUCGUGAUGCUCCACCACCGCCUCCACCACCUUAUCGGACUCAUGGCACCAGCUCAGAUGCCCCAAGCCGAGGCAAGCCCCCUCCUCCCCCCUCCCGCACCCCAGCUGGACCCCCGCCCCCUCCCCCACCUAUCCGAAAUGGACACACCUCUAUCUCCCGCUCCUUUGUAGAUGAUUUUGAGUCCAAGUAUUCAUUUCAUCCUCUGGACGACUUCCCCCCUCCAGAAGAGUACAGGCACUUCACAAAGAUAUACCCAAGCAAAGCUAACAGAGUAAUGAGAGGAGCGCCGCCUUUGCCACCUGUCGGAAGGUAAACACUGUGAGCUGGAUCAGAGACGAGGGUUCUUCACACAGACCCAUACGCUUCUAAACAGACAAUCUCACAUGCACAUCUAAAGACACAACGCCUGCACCUUAUUAACAGCCAUUCCCCCUUCAUUGGAUAACAUUCCUCCACAUUCACAGCAGAGGCUCAUCUUCAUUCAGAAAAGAGUGAGGUGAGAGAAAGUCAUGGAUUAAUAGUGACCAACGUCAUAUUUUGUUUGACAUUUCAAGACUUGGCCGUGCGCUGAGAGAAUAAAUAACACGUAGCACUCGAUAUGGGAAGAAAACGUCGACCAUAUCAUCAUAAAUGGUUUAGUUCUCUCAGUCGCUGCCCAAUGUCAUGCACUGUGAGUUGCUCAGAUCUACAACGUGUCACUGCUUUGUUCGUUUUUGUCUUGCUCGUGCCCCUUUUUGUUUUCAGGGAACAGCCAUUACCUUUAAGUUCUCUCAGGGGGUUUGUUGGACUUCAUUAUCCUCUGGUAAGUUUGGGAGUUACAACAGGUCCAAAAGUGCCAACAGAUGCUCUGCCAUUAAUAAAUCAGCACGAGUCGUAACAGAUCCUCCAAUGGGAACCAAUCGGUUGACUUGCCUUUUGUUCUUAAGAUGGUUUUAUUUCAGGUUUGGACUCUUCACAUUGUUCUGUAACCUCAUCUGCAUUGUGAAUCUUGGCUUUUCCCUGUUGCAGGACGGCACUGCUGUGCUCCUUUGCUUCGUUUAUGACCUGGUUGAAAGCAAACCUUGUCCACGUGCUGCCUACUGACUGUUUUGUUGUUGUUGAUGUUGGGCAGCGUUGCUUCAACCUGCCCUUAUGCGAGCAUUUUAACCAUUAUUGAACUUGAUUUCGAAUUUUCCAAGUUCAAUGCAUGCUGCUUUUGGAGACUGAACCCCGAUGUAAAAUUUGCAUGUAAAGUCGCAGUUUUGUUUUUAAACGGUGCAUCUGUUAACCAAGGGUUCCCGUUGGUUGUCGUAUGCUGUAUAGUAUUGCUGCAGAAAUGUGAUAACUAGUCAUUUCAUUCAAGAGACGUUCACCUAAUUAGCUUGUUUGCUGUCAGGCUAGCCAAACAUACACCUGUUAAUCUUUACCUGGAACUGAUUAAGUGUCAUUGUUUGAUUUUCUGAGGCACUACAUUUCCUUUCUGUGGAAGAGCUAACAUCUUUUUGUUGGAUGAUUACUUUAAUUCCUCUGUUGUUGUUUUUCUGCCUUACAUUUACUGGUUAACGUGUCGGUACGGGAUUUGUACAAAAAAAAAUAAUGUGUAUUUACAGGUACAGUAGUGACUAGUCUAUUUUUAAGUUGUAAAAAGCUUGUAAUAUAGUAAAUAAUAAUGUCAGGCAAACAUAUUCAAUUGUAAACUAAUCGUUACUUGAUGGGACGUUCUCAGUUAUGGUUGAUUGGUGGAGGAUGUUUUCCAAGACUAACACUUGUCUUUGAUUGGCUACUGUCUGCCAGCAGGGGUCAGUGUACAUGACUUUAGAGGAGCAUAACUUACUCACAUUGAGAGAGAGAGAAGAUGAUUGACAUUGUCUCCAUUCCAUGCUUAACUGAAGCCUGUCCACAUCUGUUGAAAUAAAGCUGAGGAAAAAUAAC
This is a messenger RNA of Danio rerio (zebrafish), 3092 nucleotides long. Lineage: Eukaryota; Metazoa; Chordata; Actinopteri; Cypriniformes; Danionidae. The record is from RefSeq and is a predicted model, not a curated record.